AUGAACAACGAAGACUGGUACGAUAACAUCAAGGAAACAGUGCGUAGGGAUGUAGCAAAUAGAAGUCACGAUGAAGAGGACACCAUCCAUCGAAUGUUUGAUGGCAUCAAGACUUACUUGUCAAAGGAGUCUUCUCGCCACAUCAACCAGAAGUACUUGAUCGCCCUUCUGGAGGAGGUUGAGAUUGCUUGCAGCAAACUCUUUUCCUUCAAGUCAUCGACGAGCUCUGUUCACGCGCAACCGACAGACGAGUCCAUCGGAUAUCGUCAGGGGAGAGCGACUUUGAAACAGAAGUUCAUUGAGUUCGAUGACUUCGCCAGCCCCCUCCCUCUCAACUUUCAAAGCCCUGAGGAAGCGUUUCGUCACCUGGACAGGAUGGAGCUCAAGAAGAAGCGUCUCAGCCAAACAAACAUAAGAGCGAACCUCCCUCAUUCAGCUCCUGGACGACCAGCAACGUCGCUUGGAUUCCUAGAAGGAGAGAUCUCACAAGAGGACUUCGUUUCGAAACAAUCGCAAUCGUUCGUCCCAGCAUCAUCGACCAUCGAUUCUUGGCCGAAAAUGUCCAUCCAACAUCAUCAGACCGCUCCUCUCUCCGAGUUCCAAGACCUUCCAAAGCGGCGGAGCUACACGAGCAUGAUCCAGAAGUCUCUGGUGGUGGACGACUCGAGCCCGGUCAUCCCCGUGUACUCGAGCAUUCAGUCCAGCAAGGUCCCAGCAGACCUGGAAAAGAUCCUCAACUACAUCGACGUGGAGUUCUCCAAAAGGAAGUGUCAGGCUGACGUGUACGAUGAGUCGAGGUAUCGCAUCUUCGAUGAAGCCCUCACGCGAGUCAUCCGAACCUUCAAGAGCUGGGCGCCGCUGCUGAAGAUGAUUCAGUUGGAGCUCCAGUCUUACGUCGCCUUCCUGACCUCGGAAUGCGCGAGCCACCUCCAGGCUCGCGACCUCGCGCGGCUGUCAGAGGCAGAGCAGCGAGCGAGGAUGGUGUCCCUGAGGCAGGAGAUGAUGCAGCAGCACUUGGAGAAGGAGGCGGAGCAUGCGGAGGAGGUAGACCGACUGUCCUCGGAGAUCGCAGCAUUGCAGGAGACGGAGGUCAAGCUGCGAGAGAAGGUUGCGGAGCUGAGGAAGAUGGAUGAGGAGAACAUUCAGAAGAACAAGGACAUCAACCGGCAGCAUCAGAUGGUGCUGAAGAUGUAUGUCAAGAUGCAGAAAGACUACCAGACUGUGAUGACCACCACCGGUUCUCAAAACAUCGAAGAGUUUCUGCAGUCCUACCACAAUAUGGUGAACAUUAACAGCGUUUGGGAGUUGCAGAAUCGCUUUCAGGACGAGAAAAACGAGAUCCUGUCGUCCAAGCAAGAGGUUGUGACGAAACUGAAGGAAGCAGAAGUUGUGGUUGAGAAACUCUCGGCAUCCUUGAAAGAUUCCACUGCACACGCCUUCGAGCUCAUCACCUACAACGACUCGAUCUUGUUCUUCCUCCCCGCACAAUUCCCCGAGUGUGAAUCGUUCAAGUUCAAGAAUGGCCGCCUGCACAUCGAAGACGCGGGCAGCGGGAAGACCAAGGAGGCUACGCUCAAAGCUGCGCUGCUGUGCAUCCGGAGCGCAGUGAACGGCAUCAACGAGCGGUAUGAACGCGCGCACUCGCUGUACCUCGAGACCCUCAAGCAGCUCAUGCUGCUGACCCGGGAGACUCUCCCCGAGUGGACGGCCACCAAGAUGCUGCCGGGGCGAGGGGGAACGGAGGAUGUUCCAGCGAUACUGCAGGCAGACGGGCAGGUCAAGAACCGCAACCUGGCGUACCAGGACGUCAUGGCAGCAGCAGUCGCCACGGUAGAGGAGAUCGCGAGCCAAGAGUUGGAGGGAGACAAGUGGGAGAUACUGGAGCGAGUCGCUCUCUCCAAGGGGAACUCCAAGGCCCGACGGAGCGAGUGGGCCUACAGCUUCCUGGAUGCUCUGCGCCGGUACAAGCAGCAGAACUUCUGGGUGAGAAUGUGCCUGAGGCUCUUCGAAGGAGUGGUCUACCCGCAGGUGGUGAGGUCAAUGAGAGAUCUGUUCGAGCGCUUCAAGGAGGCUCUCAAGAUGAAGGACGCGGCCGUGAACAAGAGGGAGAGCGGGCGAGUGCCGCGGAGGCUCUUUCAGUCUGUGAUUGCUUCCUUCUUCGACCCCUCCUCCAAGAUCUUCUGCGGGCAGGUCAAGAGCCCCGAACGUCUCAAGGAGCUGCUGCGGUGCAUCGAGGCAGACUCGCGUCUCAGCUACUGGGGAGUCAGCGACAAGGAGAUCCAGUACAGCAAGCUGCUGGGGCCUGGCAAGGAGGGGGAGAGCAGCAGCUUCUGCGAGCGGUUCCUGGAGCAGCUGUACGAGGAGAGACAGGAGUACAUCAAGGACAUCGUCUUCAGCGUUCAGAGGAGCAAGCCCUUUCACAGGGACUACCUCCUCUUCGACGAAGCCUUCUUCGCGUACAGGCGCGUCGACCCCGAUGCCGGCAGAGAGCUGGUGCGCUCGAACCUCGAAGCAGUCAUGUCUCCCAACGAGCGCAUCAGCGUCGCUGAGUUCCAGGCUCGCAUGUGGCCCAUGCACCUCUACCGGCUGACGCCGCGAAGCGACGAGCGGGUGGAGCGAGCCUUGCGAUGCAGGUCAAGAGAUCUGGUGGUGGCGCUCCGUAAGAUCAGAUCGUUUCUCAUCUGCCUUAGAGUCGUGCAUAAGAUCUCUAAGGGAAGGUGA
This is a messenger RNA of Guillardia theta CCMP2712, 2721 nucleotides long. RefSeq lists its product as hypothetical. The transcript has 15 exons. Lineage: Eukaryota; Cryptophyceae; Pyrenomonadales; Geminigeraceae. The record is from RefSeq and is a predicted model, not a curated record. The coding region runs from base 1 to 2721 and encodes 906 amino acids.